Molecule: messenger RNA, 2595 nt
Organism: Temnothorax curvispinosus
Lineage: Eukaryota; Metazoa; Arthropoda; Insecta; Hymenoptera; Formicidae
Gene: mRRF2
Product: ribosome-releasing factor 2, mitochondrial
Exons: 5
Coding region: 268-2499 (743 amino acids)
Biological process (GO): ribosome disassembly; mitochondrial translation
Cellular component (GO): mitochondrion
Molecular function (GO): GTPase activity; translation elongation factor activity; GTP binding
Source: RefSeq, a predicted model, not a curated record
UGCGUUCCGAAACUCAUCGAGAAGGAAGUGUCUAACCUCGCCGCGAGUGUAUCAGAUUUUUGUGUAAUUUGUUUAUUCGUCGAAUAAAAAGUAUCUUGCGAAACGAAAAGAGUACGAUGUCUCUUUAAUUAUCUGACAGAUCCAUCAUUUGUUCCACGUUCGAUUUAGCAUGAUAUAAGCGUCUUUUUCCCAAAUGAAAUAGAACAGGCAGUGGAAAGAUACAGGGCUGUUUGGAAAACACUGCCAGUUUUCGCAAACGUUGAGAGGAUGCUGAAGCACAAUAUCUUAAAGACAUCAUGGUGUAAAUUGCGCACGCGAUAUAUGCAUAAAAAUGCCUCUCUCUCAGAGGCCUCUAAAAGUAAAGAGUGUGCAAUUUCAAGGAUACGUAACAUCGGCAUUCUGGCGCAUAUUGACGCUGGAAAAACGACCACAACUGAGAGGAUGUUAUACUAUUCGGGUCUCAUCAGAAAUAUGGGCGAGGUUCAUCACGGCAACACAGUGACCGAUUACAUGGAGCAGGAGCGUCAGCGCGGGAUAACGAUCACCUCGGCUGCCGUUACGUUCAAUUGGAAGGACUAUCGCUUCAAUUUAAUAGAUACUCCUGGUCAUAUCGACUUUACCAUGGAAGUCGAGCAGACUUUGCAGAUAUUAGACGGCGCGAUUGUGGUCCUGGACGGUUCCGCCGGCGUGGAGGCCCAGACGCUAACAGUUUCCAGACAAGCGGACAGAUAUAAUAUCCCCCGGAUAAUCUAUGUUAACAAAAUGGACAGAGCGGACGCUGACUUUGAUAUGAGUUUACGGUCUGUCGAAUCUAAAUUAAACGUAGAAACAUUACCUAUACAGAUCCCCGUGUUGAAUGCAGGAGUCUUAGAAGGUAUCGUAGAUGUGAUAACCAUGGAAAAGUUAACAUUCGAUAAGAAACAUCAAGGUAUGAAUUUAAUAAAGGCAAAAAUAUUUGAAAGCGACGACGGAAGACUAUGGGACGUUGCCAGUGAGAAGCGACGACUGUUGACCGACAAGCUGUCAAGCUUAGACGACAAACUGGCUGACAUUAUUAUAGAGCAAGAGUCUCUGGAUAAUGUGCAGCCACAAAUGUUGGUCGAUUCCUUACGCAGAGUCACUAUAGGUAGGAAAGGUGUGCCCGUAACGUUGGGAAGUUCCUAUAAGAACAUCGGAGUGCAGCCUUUAAUGGACAGCGUCAUUCUCUAUCUGCCGUCGCCGACAAAUUUAGAUCAACUGAAUCCGUAUCGAUAUUUCGCAAACAAUCUGGCAGCCAGAGUCUUCAAGAUUGUUCACGAUAAGCAGAGAGGACCAAUCACAUUUUUCAGAAUCUAUUCCGGUAACAUGAAGAAGGGUCAGAAGCUGUACAAUGUGACGCGCGAGCAAAGCGAGCAGUGUACUCGCCUGUACGUCGCUUGCGCCGACGAUUAUAAGGAAAUGGCCGAAGUCAGUUACGGCAAUAUCGCUGCUGUAAGUGGGCUGAAGAGUACUAUCACGGGCGACUUGGUGACGGCGAGCGCAUCUGUAGCCAACCGCGCUAAACAGUCCAUGCUGGAGGAGAAUCCGAACCGGCUGGACUACGUGGACAAUUUCUUUGCAUCCGGAGUGAAAUUGCUCGAUCCCGUUUUCUUCUGUUCUAUAGAACCGCCCUCUCUCUCAGCGCAGUCCGCCCUGGAGACCGCUCUUCAGGAACUGCAGAGGGAGGAUCCUAGCUUGCACGUGAAGAACGAUCUAGAGACGGAACAGAUCGUUCUCGGCGGGAUGGGAGAGCUGCACAUAGAUAUCAUUAAGCAAAGAAUUAGGACUGAAUAUAAGAUCGACGUGGAUCUAGGUCCCUUGCAAAUCGCUUAUAAGGAAACGAUUCAAGAUCCCGUCAAAGAUACGCUAUCCGUGGAGCACAGGGUGGGCCAAACGACGCACAAAGUUACCAUCACUAUGUCCUUAAUACCUAAUUACGAGGGCAAGACGAAACUGCUUCUGGACAGGUCUUCAGAAACUGCUUCGAAUAUCGACAGUAUUCACCCGCGGGUGAUGAGCGCGAUUAAAAACGGCGUGAACGCCGCAUUGUUACACGGUCUGAAAUUAAGUUGUCCGGUGAUUAAUGUUGGCGUCAAACUCCACUGGCUGGAGGUAGCGCGCGGUACCUCGGAUACCAUUGUUUCUGCUGCUGCCUUGCAAUGCAUUCGAAAGUUACUUCAAGAAGGAAAUAGCGUGUUGCUGGAGCCUAUGAUGCAACUGGAAAUCGUUGCACCAGAGGAAUAUUCACCGAAAAUCAAUGCUGAUCUUACUCGUAGACGAGCGGUAGUACAACAAAUUGAUAUGCGUGGCAAUAAUAAGGUGAUCCGAACUCUCGCGCCAUUAUCGGAAUUAUUGGGAUAUUCAACAGCGCUGAGAAUCAUCACAUCGGGCAACGCGACGUUCUCAUUGGAAUUUAGUCACUAUCAAUUAAUGACCCCUAUCAACGAAGAAGAAGCUAUCGAAAAAAUUAGAGGAUUCUGAAAUGAAUAGUACGAACAAAGAGAUAAUAUUACCGAAAGUACAAUUUCACUUCGUUUUAUUGACUCAAUCUAAUCAAAAUAUAUUGCAACAUUAUCA